Molecule: messenger RNA, 342 nt
Organism: Choloepus didactylus (southern two-toed sloth)
Lineage: Eukaryota; Metazoa; Chordata; Mammalia; Pilosa; Megalonychidae
Product: keratin-associated protein 6-2-like
Exons: 2
Coding region: 1-342 (113 amino acids)
Source: RefSeq, a predicted model, not a curated record
AUGGGUUGUAACUACUACGGCAACUCCUGUGGCUACGGCUGCGGCUAUGGCUGUGGCUAUGGUCCCUAUUAUGGCUAUGGCUCUGGAUGUGGCUGUGGCUGUGGCUGUGGCUACGGUUCUGGCUGUGGCUAUGGCUCUCGCUAUGGCUGUGGCCUGGGCUGUGGCUAUGGCUGUGGCUACGGCUCUGGCUGUGGCUACGGAUGCUGUGGCUACCACAACUCCUGUGGCUAUGGCUGUGGCUAUGGCUGUGGAUAUGAUUCUGGCUGUGGCUAUGGCUCUGGCUACGGGUGCUGUGGAUAUCGGCCAUAUUGCUACAGAAGAUGUUAUUCUUCUUGCUGCUAA